UUACUUACCAAGCAUCAUAUUUUGAAACUCAACUUCUGGAUCAUCCAAAUGAACAAUUGUAGUCGUAUAUAAGUAGUCAAUGUGACUUUUUCCAAAAUCUAAAUCAUAAUCUUUGGAUAAAGCUCGCCAAACAAAUACAAGAGCUUCCACUGCUCCAUAUCUUAUAUCAUCACAACCGUCAUCUAAUCUUUUAACAAGCGCUGGAUAAAUUUUAAUAACAUCAUUAUCUGUGAUACAAGAUAUUUUUAAGCCUAUUUUUAUAAUCAAAUACAAAGCUCGUAGAGCAUAAAGUCUUGUUUUCUUUGCAUUGUCUUCAAUGAGAGACAUUAGGAUAGAAAUGGAAUCAUCGAAUAGAGCACACAAACAACCAACAGCUGCAGUUCUUACAGCUUCAGAAGCUUUACCAGCCGACCAAAUCAAUCCUGGCAUCAGAAUAUUGUCGAAAAAAUCCGUUAUGAACUCCGUUGGAUCUUUGAUUAAUUUCAAUGUUUCAUUGCGGUGCUGAAAGAAAUCCGAGAGUAAAAUAAAAAAUUUGAGACGCAAUUCAGCAUCAGCAUCCUUAGUCAU
Molecule: messenger RNA, 567 nt
Organism: Cotesia congregata
Lineage: Eukaryota; Metazoa; Arthropoda; Insecta; Hymenoptera; Braconidae
Source: the annotation of a GenBank genome assembly